AUGCUUAAUUUUCUGAGCUGAAUAAUUUACCAAAGCAUAUUUAUCCUUUUUUCAGAAACAAAAGAUUGAGAAGCCUUGAGAUAUAAAGAUCAAGAAGAUAAAGCCCAAGACGAUCAUUAUAACUGAGCCAAAGGAAGAGGAAAAACAUAAAAAUAAUCAACCAAAAUUGAUGAUAAAGCCAGUACUUUCAAGCCUUUUUAAGGAUCAGCUUCCAAUGGAGAUCAGGCUACCAGCUACCCAACAGAAGAGGGGGUCUAGGAACUUUGUCUUUUCAGGACAAAAAACUGCUUUAGCCAAAAGUAACCUGGAAAGUAUCGCUAUGAAUAAGUUCGGAUCAUAUACUCCUAUUUAACAGAUGUGAGGACUUCAAUUGG
Messenger RNA from Moneuplotes crassus, 374 nucleotides. The record is from the annotation of a GenBank genome assembly. Lineage: Eukaryota; Ciliophora; Spirotrichea; Euplotida; Euplotidae.